Messenger RNA from Symphalangus syndactylus (siamang), 2427 nucleotides. RefSeq names its product EF-hand domain containing 2 (gene EFHC2). Lineage: Eukaryota; Metazoa; Chordata; Mammalia; Primates; Hylobatidae. Gene Ontology annotation, biological process: regulation of neuron projection development. Gene Ontology annotation, cellular component: microtubule. The record is from RefSeq and is a predicted model, not a curated record.
UGGGACCCUCGAUUUUCGGACACUGAGCGCCAUGGCCCUGCCUCUGCUGCCGGGCUACAGCUUCAACCGCAACGUGGGAAAGGAGAAGUUUCACAAAUCCCAACAUUGGGGCUUUUGCAACAAUGUUAUGAUGUUGGUGAGUGAUGAAAAGCCUGGAAUAGGUGGAGAACCACUUCUGGGGCAAAAGAUAAAGCCGAAAUGUAGCAUAUAUCCUAAAGGAGAUGGAAGUGAUGUACCAUCAUGGGUAGCCUUUGAUAAACAGGUAUUAUCUUUUGAUGCCUAUUCGGAAGAGGAAGUACUUGAUAAAAGCCAAACCAACUACAGAAUAAGAUACUAUAAAAUCUACUUCUACCCUGAAGAUGACACAAUUCAAGUAAAUGAACUAGAGGUGAAAAAUAGUGGAUCGCUUCAAGGGACUUCUAUCCGGCGUCAUCGGAUUACUCUUCAGCCUCCAGAUGACGAUCAGUUUUAUACUGUGUAUCAUUUUAAUGUUGGCACAGAGGUUGUCUUCUAUGGCCGGAUAUUCAAGAUUUAUGACUGUGAUGCAUUCACAAGAAACUUUUUGAGGAAAAUAGGGGUCAAAGUGAAUCCCCCAGUACAACGUCCAGAAGAUCCUUACGUGAAGAUUCAGAGAGAGGUUGUAAAACACGUAGAGCCCUUACGUCCCUACAAAUCCCUAGACACCCCAAAACAGUUCCUCCAGUAUCAUGACAAGAUUUUGUGUUUCUUCUGCCUGUGGGAUGACUCAGUCUCGAUGUUUGGAGACCGUAGAGAACUCAUCCUGCAUUACUUCUUGUGUGAUGAUACUAUUGAAAUCAAAGAAUUGCUUCCACACAACUCAGGCCGAGAUGCUGUAAAAAUGUUCCUCCGGAGGAGUAAGCUACCCAAGAAUUGCCCACCUAGAGUCUAUCAACCAGGCCAGCUAGGAAAAGUAGACCAAGAGUUUUACAAAGAUAGUGACCUGUCCCUAGGAGUCACCAUCAAUGUGUGGGGAAGAAAAGUGCUCCUUUAUGACUGUGAUGAAUUUACAAAGUCUUAUUAUAAGUCUAAAUAUGGAAUUGAGAACUUUACCUCAGUUUCAUGCAAGCGUCCUUCUCCUCCUCCAAAAAUAGAAAGGAAAUUUCCACCUUACAACGGUUUUGGUUCUGAGGAGGAUUCUCUCCGUAACUGCAUAGACCUCAAGCCCACACCUCGUCAGAGGAACUUCAAGAAGUUUAUGGAAACAGACAGCUAUGGCUCCAAAAGCAAUAUACUCCGUUUCUUUGCAAAACUAGUCACAGACAAAUGUGUUGACUUGGACAGGAUGUUUGUUGUUUCAUAUUAUCUCAGUGAUGACACCAUUUCAGUGUUUGAACCUAUACAGAGGAAUUCAGGAAUUGCUGGUGGGAUGUUCUUGAAAAGAAGUCGCGUUAAGAAGCCUGGACAAGAAGUCUUUAAAAGUGAACUAUCUGAAUAUAUCAAGGCUGAGGAGCUGUACAUUGGAGUCACAGUGAAUGUGAAUGGUUACCUAUUUCGUUUGCUCAAUGCUGAUGAAUAUACCUUAAACUACAUGGAGCAGAAUACAGAUAAGUAUCCUUUCAGUAACCUCAAACUUGCCCUACAAAAGCUGAAGCAAGAAGAAGGAAAAUUCAGCGAGCUCAAGAAGCUAUUUAAAGCUGCUGACUGUAAGCACACAAAGAUGGUGGAUUAUAAUACAUUCAGAGACAUAUUGAUGUCUUUGACUGUUGGAAACCUCACAGAGCAAGAAUUCGUAACCAUUGCACGUCACUACCGUGCGCCCGAGGGCACAUGUUCGGAUGUGAAUUUCUUAAUUGCACUGGCCCACGAAAAGUUCAAGAAAAAUAUGUUUGAGAAUUUCGACACUUUCAUUUAUUCCUGUGUGUAUAAAGAUCGAGAAAAAAAAAAUGUAUUACCCACCAAAGACAUUAAAAGGCUGUGCAAAUCCUCCAGAUUACCUUUGAGUGAUGAUCUUCUAGAAUCCUUAUUGUCAAGGUUUGAAGACAGUGAAAAACAAAUAGAUUAUAAGUCAUUUUUCUCUGCCCUGAACUGGAGAAAGAAUCCAGUGCCUGAAUUGCAACCAGCAUCAUACCUUAAAGAGAGAUGUGAAGAUGUUUGGCUUGGUAUGCCAUCACCUAUUCCUGCAAAAUACAUUGACUACUGGACCUUUUUGAAGGACGUGUUUGGCUUAGGAAAAACCAUGCCAGUUUUGGUCAAUUCUCUAUGAUUUACUUCUCUCAUUUUGCCACAUUUACUUUAGUAGAUAUAAUUUCAUUAAAAACAAAAAGCUGAUAGGCAACUUCAGCUCCUUUAUCGUUAAUUAAAUGUAUUGAGGGGGGAGGAUUCCCAAGGUCUAGGUAAAGUUACCGGAAUCCAGAUUCCUUCUCGAGCUCGAACCAACAUUAAACUUUUCCUGGAGUCAAAAUGGGA